This is a messenger RNA of Manacus vitellinus (golden-collared manakin), 1813 nucleotides long. RefSeq names its product SH2 domain containing 4A (gene SH2D4A). The transcript is spliced from 9 exons. The record is from RefSeq and is a predicted model, not a curated record. Bases 372 to 1730 code for a protein of 452 amino acids. Gene Ontology annotation, molecular function: phosphatase binding. Gene Ontology annotation, cellular component: cytoplasm. NCBI's taxonomy places the organism in Eukaryota, Metazoa, Chordata, Aves, Passeriformes, Pipridae.
UGACUAACAGGCAGUGCUCUCUCUCUUUGAUAUACUAUCAGCUGGGUUUAUCAGAGUAUCAACACAACCUCCCCACUCCUGGACUCUCCCCUUCUAGCCAGCUCUCCUUGCAGAGCAGGCAAGGGCUGCGUGGGAGCUGAGCUUACCUCCUAUUUCAAGGAAUCUUAACAGCAGGUUUUAAGAUACUUAUUUACUUUUCUGGUCUGCGCAGGAAGUUUGAGCUAAAAAAAAAGAUAGAAGCAUAAUUACUCUGGCACGCCUGCAUUCCUACUCCAGGCUCAGACGGGCAGGGACUCUUUCUUGUUGGAGCCAGGAAGAGGAUCUUAUCCCUGGAGAUCACUGCCACAAACGUGUAACUGAAACCUGCAGCCAUGCUGAAACAGAUAUUAUCAGACAUGUACAUCGAUCCUGACCUGCUGGCAGAACUCAGCGAGGAGCAGAAGCAGAUCCUCUUCUUCAAGAUGAGGCAGGAACAGAUCAGACGGUGGGAGGAAAGAGAAGCUGCUGUGGACAAGGCUCCAGCAAAGAAGCCACUGCCAAGAAAAGCCAAUGGGAAGUCGGUGACAUGGAAACUCGGUGCUGACAAUGAUGUCUGGGUCUGGGUGAUGGGCGAGCAUCCUUCAGAUAAACCAUAUGCAGCCAUCUGUGAAGAGAUCCAGGCACAAAGAGCAAAGUGCUUGGCGAGAGAGCAGGGCAAGGAGGGCAGAGAGACUGACUCUUCUAUAACAUGGUCUCUACACCCACAACCAGGACUACUGGGUGAGACAGAUCUUCAUGAGAAUAAAAAAAGCACUGUGCAGACAAAGGAGGAACGUGGGAGAAAAAUGACGGAUACAACAACCGGGAAAAGCCAGGAGCUCACAAAGAGGGGAACCAGAGAUGUUCACCAGAUGCUGGCAGACUGCCAUAUGAGGAAACCUAGCUUCCAAAAGCCAAAGGAAGCACAGAGGAGAAAUUCCGAAGAGACCACAGACUCCCAGGAGGCAAUACCACAGAGCCACCCCAGCACAGAGAGCCAGAGAACAUUGCAGAAAUCGGAUGAGAAUGAGCCUGAAUGGCAGGAAUUCUUGCGGAAAUCCAAGGCAGCAGAUGAGAAGAGACGCUCCCUUGCACGGCAAGCCAGGGAUGACUACAGGAGGCUUUCACUUCAGGGCAUCCACAGAGGGAAGCAGGCAAAUAUUUCCAAGGGGGCCAUAGCAGGAGAUCGGCGACCACUCCAGUAUCCACCUCUCCCCCCCAAGCCUAAAAUUCUACCUCCUGUGACAGCAAAUGGGAGAGCGAUUAGGAAAGAGGGAAUCCAGAGAACAAUCUCCAAUUCCACUGAAGAAAGCAUCAUCAAGUGGUUCAAAGAGGAGCAGUUCCCUCUCCGAGCUGGCUAUCUGAAAACCGUGGACACAAUAGCACCUUGGUUCCAUGGUAUCCUAACCUCUAAGAAAGCGGAGGAGCUUCUAGAUAAAACAGUACCAGGGAGUUUUCUGAUCCGGGUCAGUGAGAAAAUCAAAGGCUAUGUGCUCUCCUAUCGGUCUGUGGAAGGAUGUAAACACUUCCUCAUUGAUGCCUCCGGUGAUUCCUACAGCUUCCUUGGAGUGGACCAGCUGCAACAUUCAACGCUGGCUGACCUUGUAGACUACCACAAGGAUGAACCCAUCACUUCCUUGGGGAAGGAACUGCUGCUUUACCCAUGUGGCCAAGAGGACCGAGAGCCAGACUACAUCUCUCUCUUUGAGUGAACCUCCCAGUCUCACUGUGCAGUCCCAUGCUUGUAUUCACAAAGACUGAACUUGGAACUAGAGCUGCUGAUACUUACCUGAAA